Coniosporium apollinis CBS 100218 is the source of this 1179-nucleotide messenger RNA. RefSeq lists its product as uncharacterized. Gene Ontology annotation, molecular function: hydro-lyase activity. The record is from RefSeq and is a predicted model, not a curated record. The transcript has 2 exons. NCBI's taxonomy places the organism in Eukaryota, Fungi, Ascomycota, Dothideomycetes. The coding region runs from base 1 to 1179 and encodes 392 amino acids.
AUGGAUGUCCAGUCUUUCCUCCGUCCCUAUGUAUCCUCGCAAGUUAAGACCAUAGAGAUGCAUACUACCGGAGAACCCACUAGGAUUGUGUACUCCGGCUUUCCUGAGCUUCGCGGCACCCUUCUCGAGCAACUUGCUCUCGCCCGCUCACACUACGACUACAUCCGACGCAGCCUCAUUCACGAGCCUCGAGGCCACCGCGAUAUGUAUGGCGCAAUCCUCCGCCCUCACACCGAGCUCGUCGACGCCGGACAAGCCCACAUGGGCGUGCUGUUCCUAACCCAUGAGGGCUACAGCACCAUGUGCGGACACGCAACCAUUGCCAUCAGCCGACUGCUGGUCGACUGUACGGACACAGCCCUCUUUCCGCGGCACGACGAGCUGCUAUUCGACGAAGAGAAAAAGGAGGUUGAAGUCCGGCUACACGUGCCGUGCGGACUGGUCCGCGCGACAGUUCCAGCUAUUAAGCCCAGCGACAGCGGUAACUGGUGCGUCGACACGACUCGUACGAUUCACUAUCUCUCUGUCCCCAGCUUCGCUGCGGGCAUCGGUCUUUCCGUGCCCAUUCCACCCUCUCUGCGCUGGCCAAAUCUCGGGGACCGCGAAAACGUAAUUGUCGACGUGGCGUAUGGUGGGACCUUCUAUAUCGUCCUCCCUGCGCCCGCGCUCGGCUUCUCGCCGUCUCUAGCCCAUCCAGACAUCGCCGCGCUGAGCGACGCGACGAAGAAGCUGAGAGCCGCUUUCAACGCUUCAGCCGAGUUGCGCUCGUACCUGCACCACCCUGACCAUGAGGACUUGCAGUUCCUGUACUCAGUAUUUGUGACCGAGCCGGGGAGAGGUGUUCCUGCGCCCGAGUCGGCGGGCGCCGAGACAGGACUAUGUUUCUUUGCAGAUCAGCAAGUUGACCGCAGUCCAACGGGUUCGGGUGUCCAGGCGAGGGUGGCGUUGGCUGUGGAGAAGGGGGAGAGGAAGCUGGGGCAGCGUUGGACGUAUCAUAGCAUCGUGUCGAACGCAUAUGGGGGGAAAGGAGGUUUCACUGGUACGCCGGUAGAAGAGAUAGAGAUAGGAGGUAGAAGGGGAGUGAGAGUUAGGGUGAGCGGAUGGGCGAACUAUACAGGGUUCAGUACAUUUAUAGUAGAAGAGGGCGAUGAAGUCGGUAGAGGCUUUUCCCUUAAGUAA